This is a messenger RNA of Cladophialophora immunda, 1698 nucleotides long. RefSeq lists its product as uncharacterized. Gene Ontology annotation, biological process: secondary metabolic process. NCBI's taxonomy places the organism in Eukaryota, Fungi, Ascomycota, Eurotiomycetes, Chaetothyriales, Herpotrichiellaceae. Bases 1 to 1698 code for a protein of 565 amino acids. Gene Ontology annotation, molecular function: CoA-ligase activity. The record is from RefSeq and is a predicted model, not a curated record. The transcript has 2 exons.
AUGCCGUACAAUUCGAAGUGGACCGUGGCCGUACCUGAAUGCUCCUUGCCGACGUUUCUCUUCAAGUCGCCCACAGCGCCGCUGGGUUCUAAACGGGCCUUCUCAGAAGCUGCUCGCCCAGAUACGCAUUACCUGACACGCGACCAGUUCCGGUUAUGGGCUCAGCGUUUUGCACUUGGCUUGCAGCGGUCAAAGCAUUUCCGGAAAGGGGACCGCAUUCUUCUCUUCAGUGGCAACGACUUUUUUGUUCCGGUCGUGUUCAUGGGCGUGCUGUGCGCCGGGGGGAUAUUCUCUGGCGCCAACCCGACGUUUGUCGCAAGAGAGCUGGCACACCAGUUGAGAGACAGCGGCGCGACCUACCUUCUGUGUGCAGAAGGCUCCUUGGAGACAGGUAUCGAAGCUGCAAGACUGGCCGGCCUGAAUGUCGCUGAGAGAGUCUUCGUAUACAACUCCAAAAUAUUCGAUGGAGAGACCAAAGGGCUCAGAGGGUGCAGAUACUGGAGUGAACUUGUGGCGCCGGCGGAGGACGCCGAGGGAUUUGUAUGGGAUGAUCUAACAGGUCCGGGGAAAGGCGACACCACUCUCGCAUUGAACUACAGCAGCGGCACAACCGGUGUUCCCAAGGGCGUCGAGAUCACCCACAAGAACUACAUCUCCAACACAAUCCAAGUGCAACACAUGGUCGGACUCGACCCCGACUUUCAAGCUCGCAACGCCCGUGCCUCGUGGCUCUGUUUCCUUCCGCUGUACCAUGCAUACGGGCAGACAUACUACAUCGCUGGCGCUUUUAGCCGCCAGGUGCCGGUGUACGUGAUGCCCAAGUUCGACUUCAUACAGUUCCUGGAGUAUACGCAGAAAUUCCGCGUCACAGACUACACGCUCGUUCCCCCGAUUGCCGUCAUGUUGGCUAAGCAUCCCGCAGUAGAGAAGUAUGACCUGAGCUCCGUCGAGAAUAUCGGAUCUGGGGCUGCGCCGCUGGGCCGCGAUGUCUCGGAACAAGUGGAGCGACGAAUAGGCACAGGCUUGAACUUCAAGCAGGGUUACGGAAUGACUGAAUGCACUUGCUCAUUUCUUGGCUGGGACCCGAGACAGAUAUCCUUGACGAACUCGGUGGGCCAGCUCAACGCCAACUGCGAGGCCAAGAUAAUGACUGAAGAUGGCACCUCGGAGAUAACAACUCGCGGCCCUUCUGCGGUGGGAGAACUGUGGUGCCGUGGUCCCAACGUUAUGAAAGGAUACUGGCGUAAUCCGGAAGCCACCGCAGCAACGCUAACACCAGAUGGCUGGCUGAAGACGGGCGAUAUCGCAUAUGUGGACGAUGAUAUGUGUUUCUUCAUAGUCGACCGGAAGAAGGAAUUGAUCAAAGUGAAAGGGAAUCAGGUGGCGCCAGCCGAGCUAGAAGCCCUGCUACUCGAACAUCCCGGAAUCGCAGACGCGGCAGUGAUAGGUAUGCCGACCGAAGACGGAGACGAGAAGCCUCGUGCCUUUGUCGUCAAGCAGGUCGGGCCUCGGGGGGCAAACCUGAUGGAAGAGGAUGUCAAAGGUUUCAUCCAAGGGAAAGUCGUUCGAUACAAACGACUGGCGGGUGGAGUCGAGUUCGUGGAUGCGAUUCCCAAGAACCCCUCGGGCAAGAUCCUGAGGAGACACUUGAGAGAUGCAACGAAAGAGAGGAUGAGAAGAGAGGGCGUGAGACUGUGA